Molecule: messenger RNA, 1221 nt
Organism: Anthostomella pinea
Lineage: Eukaryota; Fungi; Ascomycota; Sordariomycetes; Xylariales; Xylariaceae
Source: the annotation of a GenBank genome assembly
AUGUCAGAAGUCGAUCCACUGGUCCUGUCGUAUUCGCAUCUGGCCGACUUCCCUCGGGCCAACGAUGCCUUGCAUAGCCUCAAGAAGAUCGCUUCUCUAGUGAAGCCCCUCAUGCGGGCAAGAGGAUGGAAGGUGAAGCAGCUCACCGAGUUCUAUCCCGGACAACAAAACCUCCUUGGUCUUAAUGUCGGCGCUGGACAGAAGAUCUGCUUACGACUUCGAUACCCCGGGGACCGUGACCAGUUUCUUCCCAUCGAACAAGUCACUGAUACGAUGCUCCACGAGCUGGCGCAUAACGUCCACGGUCCUCACGACGCGAAGUUCCACGCAUUAUGGAACCAGCUACGAGAUGAACACGAGGGACUGGCUAUGAAGGGCUAUACUGGUGAAGGUUUCUUGUCAGAAGGCCGCCGUCUGGGUGGCAAGGGAUUACCGAUAGACGAAGCUCGCAGGGUAGCCCGAGCUGCAGCAGAAAAGCGACGCACGCUCAACGCGGGAUCAGGUCAACGGCUUGGUGGAGCAGCUCCUCGUCCCGGCCAGGAUGUCAGGAGAGUGAUCGCCAACGCGGUCGAACGUCGCAGCAGAACCCUCCAGGGCUGCGCCAAUGACAACCAGACGCAAGAUGAGAUCCGUGAGAUCGCCGAUACCGCUACGAGGAAUGGGUUCAGGACGCAGGCCGAGGAAGACGCGGCGAACGAGGCUGCAACAGCGCAGGCUUUAUGGGAGCUUGUGCAGGAGGACGAGAAAGCCAAGCACGGUGACGCCUAUGUCCCUCCCAGCGAAGAGAUACCCACGGAGGCCACAGAUGACGUUGAUUCGAAGGAGGAAAUACCAGAGAAGCAGCCGCCUUCUUCGCCGUUGGACCGCGGUAUUGAAAGGGGAAAAGCCAAUCCUACCACCUGGACCUGCGAGAUCUGCACGCUGCAAAACCCCGCUGGCUUCUUGUGUUGCGAUGCAUGCGGCACGGAAAGGAGCGAGAAGCUUACCAAUGCUCUGGUUGAGAGACCAUCUAAGCGACAGCGCACGACAGUCGACCUUACCAAAGCAGAAUCCACGGCGCGACCAGCAACGUCAUCUGCAGGGACUGGGUCAUCAUUUCCAGCUACUGCUGCUACCUCCCUCGCACCGCAGACUUGGCGAUGCCACUUCUGCGGGCGUGUCAGAGAGAAGCAGUGGUGGUCAUGCGACCUAUGCGGCAGUAUCAAGACAGACUCGAAGUGA